This is a messenger RNA of Parnassius apollo (apollo), 591 nucleotides long. The record is from the annotation of a GenBank genome assembly. Lineage: Eukaryota; Metazoa; Arthropoda; Insecta; Lepidoptera; Papilionidae.
AUGUUACGCAAAGUUUUAUUAGCGACAGAUGUUACGCUAGCAUGUGUUCAACAUGCACAUUCAACUGAAAAAGAAGAAAUCAUGGGACUUUUAAUAGGAGAGGUUCAUAAUAAUAGCUCCUUAGUGUCAAUAGUAUCAUCUGUUAUAUUACGUCGCCUGGAUAAAAAACCAGAUCGUGUGGAAAUUUCUGAAGAACAGUUGGUACAAGCAACUCUUAGAGCUGAAGAACUAGCAGCUGAAGUUGGUAGACCACUACGUGUAGUAGGGUGGUACCAUUCACAUCCCCAUAUUACUGUAUGGCCAUCACAUGUUGAUCUGGCCACUCAAUCAAUGUACCAGCGAAUGGAUUCCAGCUUUGUUGGCAUUAUAUUUGCAGUGUUUCUAACUGACCAAUCUUUCAAAGCACCUUCGGUGCAAAUCACAUGUUUUCAAUCAAUUAAUGAAGGUUCAAGUCAGAGUAGAAGGGAGAUAGAAAUAGAAAUAACAAAUAAUAAUGAUUCUUUGACUGUAAAUAACUUUGAGAUAUUGACACAGCUACCUGCAAUAUUAAAGGAAGAAGAAGAUGAGUCUUGCAAUAAUGAGGCUGGUUAG